UAGAAAUAGGCAGGAGGGAAAAGCUGCAGUAUCUUGCCGAUAAUUUACCGAGGUCGGCAGCGCCCGAAUAUCGCGAACUUCCUGUUCACAAACACAAGCAGCAGCUUUUCCUUCAUAUUAAUUCUCAAAUCUCACCACAAUAAUCAUGGUCAAACCAUUGUCUUUCAAAGGUGAUAAGAAAACCAAGAAAAGGAAGCGCGUUGAUACUGCAGAAAAGUUUGGAGAUUCAGAAGCCUCAACCUCCCAAGCAAUCGCGAGACCCCAGGAAGAAGAAGCCGCGCCAGAUGAUGAUACUUGGGUGACAGCAGAAGCUGCGGGUGAUGUCGUUGGUCCCGUGGUAUUUGUUUUGCCGUCAGAUCCACCAUCAUGUAUAGCCUGCGAUACGAAUGGAAAGGUAUUUGCAAGCAGGCUGGAGAAUAUGAUUGAGAACAACCCUACCACUGCAGAACCUCACGAUGUAAGACAAGUAUGGGUUGCCAACAAAGUAGCAGGUACGGAGACUUAUAGUUUCAAAGGUCAUCAUGGCAAGUGAGUAUAAUGAUUCGACUACUAUAGUAUUUCGAUGCUAACCAGUCUUUCUCUAGGUAUUUGAGUUGCGACAAAUUCGGAAUCCUAUCGGCGAAUACCGAGGCCGUGUCGCCCUUGGAAUCCUUUCUAUCAAUACCAACAGCCGAUACUCCAGGGACAUUUCAGAUACAAACUCUGCGGGACACGUUUUUGACCAUAAAACCACUUGCAACCGCAAAGGAAAAUGCUUUACCAGAGAUUCGGGGUGAUGCUGAUUCAAUCAAUUUUAAUACUACCAUAAGAAUCAGACUCCAGGCAAGAUUCAAGCCAAAAUUGAAGGCAUCUAAAGAGGAAAAAGCCAGUCAGAAAAUAAGCAGGAAGGAGUUAGAAGAUGCUGUUGGUCGGAGGCUGGAUGAUGACGAGGUUCGGAAACUUAAGAGAGCAAGGAGAGAAGGCGAUUAUCAUGAGGCAUUACUUUUAAUCAAGGUAAAGAACAAGCAUGACAAGUACAGCUGAAAAAAAUAAACAACAGAGAAUACAAUAGGGUCAAUGGGCAAAUUCGUGGAAGAAGGUAUGAUAACUGACAACCGUCGUCACCUUGAUUCGGCAAACUCAGAUGGCGUUAAGGUGGUAUGGAGAUGGGCUACUGUAGCCAGAAAAGCUACAAUAAAUCUUGAAAUUCAAAUAGUACAAUACCUACAGCAUUAUGUGUAGAAACCAACAGUAAGGGAACAACUCGAUCAAUUCAUCAAAGUCCAGUA
Molecule: messenger RNA, 1268 nt
Organism: Sclerotinia trifoliorum
Lineage: Eukaryota; Fungi; Ascomycota; Leotiomycetes; Helotiales; Sclerotiniaceae
Source: the annotation of a GenBank genome assembly